AUGGCGUCGGUCCUUCAGACUGAGAGGCAGACCAACGGCCACAACAGCAGUGCUCCUAUUGUCGGGGUGGCCUUCGACGACGGCCUUCUCCCCACGGACGUGCUGUGCGACAUCCUGCUGCGCCUCCCCGCCAAGCCGCUCUGCCGGCUCCGCGCCGUCUGCCGGUCAUGGCGCUCCCUCCUCUCCGACUCGUGGUUCGUCGCCGCUCACCAGGUCCGUCAGCAACCGCUGGUCGCCGUGUGCAAAUGGGGCUAUGGGGUCAAGCCACAGGACAUCCAAAUUCUGGACAUGGCCGGCCACCUUGUGAGGCAGAUGCGCGUUGAGAAUUGCAUGCUAGGCUAUUAUUCUAAAACGUUCUGUACGAAUCUCGACUUACUCUGCCUGGAAGGGGGCGACCAGCGCCUCCGCGUGCUGGACCCAGCCACCGGCACCAUUUCCCUCUUGCCCAAUGUCAUCAUCGUCAACCGUGGCCCAUACGAAUACGGGUGCUACUCCCCCACGUAUGUGGUAGGCCGGGACGGCUCGACGGGAGAGACUAAGGUGCUAGCCAUCGGCCGAGAGUUGGCGUACCACGCCGGCACUUUCUGCAGUGUACUUACCCUCGGCGACGCCGGUGGGUGGAGGGAGACUGGUUACCCCCCGACCAGCGCCCUUAUCUCAAACUCUUGGAUUAUGGCCCUCGUCAAAGGGGUCCUCUACUUCCUGGUCUUCCACGAAAUCGCUAUGUACGACUUUGACAAGGAGAAAUGGCGGCUGGAUACGCUGCACCUCCCGCUGCCAAAUGAGAGGCUGUAUUUCUUGGGUGAGCUAAGCGACACCUUGGUUGCAUCCUACCAAUGUAGCAACACCUCCAUGGAUUUGUGGUUCCUCACAGAUUCUGACAAGGUUAUCUGGUCCAAGCAAUACACCAUCAGCAUGCCGCCAUAUCAAGCUUCCUCGAGCCCGCGUGGCGGAAUUACUGCUCAGCCCUUGUGGUUGCUGGAUGAUGGCAGGAUUGCUUUCUGGGUUUGGCAUGCCUAUGAUGGAAAGUCAGUUCAGUUCAUGCGGGUAUAUGAUCCAACAACACACGCUUACAUUGAUGGGGAAGAGUUGGCAGCUAACUACUCAUUUCACGCCGUGUAUAAAGGGACCUUACUUAGAUCUUCUCUAUAUAAGAAAUUAAGCAUGUACCCGGCUACCGUUUGA
Lolium perenne is the source of this 1185-nucleotide messenger RNA. Its product is annotated as putative F-box protein At3g23420. Gene Ontology annotation, molecular function: protein binding. The record is from RefSeq and is a predicted model, not a curated record. NCBI's taxonomy places the organism in Eukaryota, Viridiplantae, Streptophyta, Magnoliopsida, Poales, Poaceae.